UGAACAUCAAUCUCCCACAUUCGCGAGUCGCCAGACGGCAGAAGGACCUCGAACAUCAUACAAUAUCAUCAUGCCAAACGAUCGCAAGUGCACAGUCCGGAUUGCUCCAAGGCAGUGGGGCUGUUUGCCUCAUAGAGACGGCUGAAGCUGGAUUUCGUGAUCCAUUCGUCCAAGCUUGGCGUGACGUCACAUUGUGUCACGGGUCGCCAGUGCAAGCCAUCGUUGCGUGCCGCGAGUACAAAAGCAUCCUGCACCGCUUGUCUGUCUGCCAUCAUCACCACUCAGAUACCCAUCACACUACUUUCCACCAACUCUUCCAUCUCCUACACCAUCACAUCAUCCACAAUGGCCUCUCUCAGCUACCUCCCUCCCGUCAAGCCCUCUGCCAUCGCCCUCGGCACGGCCUUCAACCACGCUGUCUCCCUUGCCGUCCUCGGCCCCGUUUUCGGUGACGCCUACCGCCGCGCACAGCAGGCCAACUCCAAGGAGGAGUACUUCCACUCCAAGGAGGCUGCCACCGCCGCCGCGUCGUGGGGUAGCUCCAUUGUCGGCUCUGCCGUCCAGUCAUACGGUGUUGGUGCUCUCAUCAACGCUACCGGCACCCUCACCUACAAGGGCGCUGCUUACCUCGGCUCCUUGAUCUUCUUCGCUUCCGCUGCUCCCUCUAUCGUCUCCCAGGUCCUCACCGAGAAGCGUCCUCUUGACACCAUCGCCGUCGGCGCUGUUGCCCGCGUCCUCGAGACCGUCGGUCUCUCCCUGUUCCUCACCUACUGGGGCACCCGCACCAACCCCUUCGAGUAA
This is a messenger RNA of Macroventuria anomochaeta, 801 nucleotides long. Its product is annotated as DUF1761-domain-containing protein. Lineage: Eukaryota; Fungi; Ascomycota; Dothideomycetes; Pleosporales; Didymellaceae. The transcript has 3 exons. Bases 346 to 801 code for a protein of 151 amino acids. The record is from RefSeq and is a predicted model, not a curated record.